This is a messenger RNA of Bemisia tabaci, 3111 nucleotides long. RefSeq lists its product as uncharacterized. Lineage: Eukaryota; Metazoa; Arthropoda; Insecta; Hemiptera; Aleyrodidae. The record is from RefSeq and is a predicted model, not a curated record.
UAGUCCCUCUUUGACUGCUAGCGCGACGUGGUGGCGGAGCGCUGAAAACUUUUCUGUAGAUCCACCUUAAUGAUCUCGGCUGCCUCACUCCACGACCUCCACGAUCUGUUCUGUUCAGUGUUUGUGAGAUCGCCGGCCGGUGCUGAUAGUAUCAACAUGAGGCAGCUUCUGCCCCUUAUCUUAACGCUCUUUGCCCUCCAUCAGUAUGAGGCGCUCGAUGAUGUCCCAUUAAUACAUUGUGGGGAAAAUUCCAUCAUAAGAGGAUCAAACAUUGGAGCUCCCAACUUCCUACUGGUUCAUAAAUCCAAUCAUCCAUACGUCGAUAAAACAGACGGCAUUCAAGCAAUCUUUUCAAGUCAUAACUUCGCGACUCUGAUUACGAGGCCCAGAAGAUUUGGGAAGUCUUUGAUGCUGUCUGCGAUGAGAGCCUUCUUCUGGGAUAAUUACCCGGACCAAAUUGAUUUUACUCGAUAUAAUAUAUUCAUCAAGCAUCGGGAAUUUUUUGAUGAGCAUUACCGGAAAUUCCCGGUGCUUUAUAUGGAUUUCAGUGAAUUGCGCACUUUCGGAGCAUCGUCCAAUGAUGAAACAUUCCGCUCCUUUACUCGCAACUUAUAUAAUACGUAUUCAUACUUAUUAGAUAGUCCAUAUUUAAGUCGGAGGGAGAAAGUUUAUUACGAUAGGGUCACUACGGGUGAACGACAAGGGGACAUGUUUUACAUUGAUGCAAUUAGAAACCUCGCCAAAUAUCUACAAAAACACUCGCAAAAGCAAACUAAUAAUACGAAUUCUGUGGUGGUCCUUAUCGAUGAGUAUGAUACUCCUAUCAUGCAUGCAUUAAUAGAACGAAAUAUUUCACAAUACAAGGGUUUAUUGGAUAUUCUAAAAUGCUUGCUCCAAAUGUUGUUUAAAUCUGAUGAUUCUCCCGUUCGACGCGGUCUUUUGAUGGGCGUGUUUGACAUUUCAAAAGACAUUUCUUCAUCCUUCAACAAUAAAGAAGUAUUAACAAUCAGUAACCCAAAAUUCAGCGAGUAUUUUGGGUUUACCACUGCAGAGACCGAAAGCCUUGUUAGAACCUGUGGCACAUACCCACCCGAGUUUUUAACCGAUUUAAAAAACAAAUACAACGGGUACCGUAUGGGCAACCAUUUAAUGUAUAACCCCUGGUCUGUCAGCCAAAGUCUGCUAUCAGGUGUUCUGGAUAAUUAUUGGGUCGAAACGGGUAAUUACGUCGGCUUCGUCAAAUUUGUAAGAUCCCAUGAUGUCCAGAUCCAACUGACAACAAAAUCUUUGCUAGACAGGAGGGUAAUCGUCGUCCCUUUUACAACUGACAUGCUGUUAGAAGAAAUUUAUGACAGAGAAGAAUACUUUUGGUCCUACCUAUUGCAGACUGGGUACUUGACAUAUGAAGCGCCAUUCCAGCAUUCCGAGUCUCGAGGUGGUUACUGCACUGUGAAGAUUCCGAAUGAAGAGGUUAUUGAAACGUUUGAACGUAUUUUUACAUAUAUUAACGUGGGUGCCUCCAAUGUGACCCUCGAUUUGUUUUUGAACACGACGUUCGAAGGGCAUAAGGAACGAUUGGCCGAAUAUUAUUCGCAUAUCCACGAAUUUCACGAAAUUCCCCUGACGGGGACAGAUGCUGAGUCACCUUCGGAGCGCAUCCUAGAUAUUGUCAAAUACAACUUUCCGAGGGGGCAUUUUCAUCAUUAUAUUAUUCUGGGUGAAAAUGUCACGAUUUACGAAAUAAAAAGUAAAAAAGGAGUCCAACUUAUGAUUCUCUUGAGUAGGGUUUCCCUUAAGACAAAGAAUCCGGAAAGCUUUAAAAAUCAUAUGCUAACAUUUUGGGAUGCGUUUUGUAAAGAAGCGGAAAAAAAAUUAUCGCAGAAUCUGGUAGAUGUAGCAGUAUUAGCUUUGGUUUAUUCUCAUGACAAAGUUACUCUUUUAAUCCAUUCCAUCGUGCAAUAUUUACCACAUCUAUUCCAUUAAGUCCCGACCAUAAAGCCAUAAAGCCAGAGUAAAGGAAGAUAUCCAAAAAAAUGUUUCCAAAUAACAGCCUUGUAGUGCUUGACACUUUUCUCUCCGUGUUCCCGAUUAAAAGUUCUCAUUUCUCUUAAGUUGGUUUUCUUUAUUUUUCCCCCCGUACUGUAUUUGUAGUCAGUGACGAAUUGUUUCAAUUGUUGCUGGCACAGCAAUUUCUUAUUUGAAGCCUUGAUUGCGAAGUAUUGGAAAUGUUAUGUGUGUAAUUUUGUUCCUUUCCUGUUUAGUGGGUCUGCCAAUUUAUUGUAAUUUGACAAUUUUUCUGCCAAAUCAUGUGACUGAUGAAAUGUGAUACUCAGAGCAAAAUUUUCAUUGCACUGUGUUAGUAAAUCUGAAAUUUUAGCAACAGUAAGCUAGUGUCUCCAUUUUCUCUUAACAACUUGUUUUUGACUCCUUGAAGACGGGUUUGCAACUAUUAAAAUUUGAUCGAAUAUUUUGAAAUGUGAAUUGCUCAGUGUCCUGCGAAUCUGGCUGUAAUUAAUAAUUAAAAGAGUUCAAUUUUUUCAUAAAUUUCUUGAAGGUUUUGAACAGAGAAAAAAAGUAUUUCCAUUCUCCUUUUUGAAAAAAAUAGGUAAGUUUCAAAAUGUCAACCCUUAAUUGUUUGACACUGUUGCUUUGUUUCUAAUCAGAUGUUAACCUUUUCCAAAAAUAGGUUGAUAAUAUUUUCUUUCUCAUUUGUAGUUUUUCCUAAUUGUAACCAUAGCGGUUGAUUUACAUUCUUUCUGAAGACUUCAUGUCAAGUAAUUUUUUCUUUUACUGUGUCAUAUUUUUCAUAAUUUCUUUUUUCUUUAAUAAAUUUCCCCUUCUUUUAUAAUUUUUUUCGACUUAUCUACAGCAUUUACCUAAGCCCCAUCUGCAAUUAUCAAUUUCAUUCCUUGAAAAUGACUGAAAGUGUGUAUCCAAAUUGUGAUGAAGCGAGUUUACUUUUCCCCACUUUCCUCUUGUGCGAAAGUAGAGAGGCAAGUCACUUUCAUUUAAUAAUAUAAUUAUUAUUAAUAUAUUAUUAUUACUAGUAGAAUUAAUAUAAUAUAUUAUUAUUAAUAUAAUUAAAUAUAAUUUCAUUUAUUCAAUUAGGAA